UUGGGGGGUAAGAACAGGUAUAAAGGUGACUGACUCCUUCCCUUCGGCUCACUAAGAGGAGAAAGGCCCCAGCUCACUCUUCCUUCUCUACUCCUGGUGUUACUUCUGCUGUUACUCCUACGUUGCCGUCUCUGGUGUCGCUACAGCUGCUCAUAAUGCGCGCCCUGCUGGUCCUCGCGUGGCCGCUGCUAGCGUGGUCGUUGCCGUUACCAGACAAACCCCACCCCCAAGUUGAAUUUGGCGGCUUCCAGCCUGUGCAUCCGGGACGAGGAGCGGGACCUUCUUCAGGGUACCACGGUCCUCCAACGCCUCCUCACCAGCCCCAUUUACCGCCAGACUACAGCCAUUCUGCACCACCGCACAACGUACCUACCAAGACCAUCUACGUAAACUUGCCGCCCCAAGAGGUUCCGCCGCCGGCUCCUCCGGUGGCCGCCGGACCCCCACGCAAACACUUUAAGAUUGUGCUCAUUCGCGCCCCAGCGCCGCCGCCGCAGGUGCAGACCAUAUUGCCGCCACGCACAGAACACAAGACGAAGAUCUACGUGCUACAUCAACGUCCUCAGGAUGAGCCGCAGGUGGUGGAGGUACCACACGUGCCGCACGAUCCUCAGGUGUAUUUUGUGGAAUAUGACACGCCGCCCACCGCCCAUGACCUGCAACAGCUUAGCUCCGGUAACUUGAAUGGCUUCACCGUGACCCCCCAACAUCCCGAUGGCGGGGAGUACGGGUCUCCUUCCUUGCUGCACGGUCUGGGAGCUGACCUCGGAAUAGGAGCUGGUUUGCAGGUAGCAGCCGAUGGUCUUUACCAGGGUGAAGUCUUCAAGCGGCAGGUGGGAGAAGAGGCGGCGGAGGCGGCCGAGGAAGGCGAAGAGCAGCAGCCCUUGCACACCUGAGCCUACCGUGUAGGCUCCCCGGCCGGCUCUCGUCGUCUUAAUUAAGUUAACUUAUUGUUUAUCGUCCCAGCCUCCCGCCUGGAUCGCGCCUCAGCCGUCCAUCACUCAUCAUGGCACCAUCGCUAGCUGCAGGAGCGGGAGUGAGGCUGUACUGGACAGAGUGGCUCUUCCCUGUGAACCUGACGCCCCUUCUCCGUCCUACUAUUACAUUAGCCAGCAGCCUAUACGCUCCGCCCCAGGAUGGCCGCAGGCGGCGCCACAUUCCUCUUUCUUACCUCCUGUCUUUGUAAUAAAAUCAAAAUAUUC
Portunus trituberculatus (swimming crab) is the source of this 1202-nucleotide messenger RNA. RefSeq names its product extensin-like. Lineage: Eukaryota; Metazoa; Arthropoda; Malacostraca; Decapoda; Portunidae. The transcript is spliced from 2 exons. The record is from RefSeq and is a predicted model, not a curated record. Bases 156 to 896 code for a protein of 246 amino acids.